Messenger RNA from Anopheles marshallii, 457 nucleotides. It is a transcript of the gene mRpL14, whose product is annotated as 39S ribosomal protein L14, mitochondrial. The transcript has a single exon. NCBI's taxonomy places the organism in Eukaryota, Metazoa, Arthropoda, Insecta, Diptera, Culicidae. Bases 1 to 456 code for a protein of 151 amino acids. The record is from RefSeq and is a predicted model, not a curated record. Gene Ontology annotation, biological process: translation. Gene Ontology annotation, cellular component: ribosome; mitochondrion. Gene Ontology annotation, molecular function: structural constituent of ribosome.
AUGCUGCGGAAUUCUUUCGGCGUUCUCUACCAAUCCACCAACUUGGCCCGCACAAUCCACACUACAGCCGCGUGUAAUGAAAUUCGCAAAUUGGCUCGACUCCGCGUAGUCGACAACAGUGAAAUCGGCAAACGAGCGAUGGCCGAGGGCAAACCACCGAAGUGUAUACACGUUUACAAUAAACAAAGCGUCGGGCGGAUUGGCGACAAGGUGCUGGUUGCGAUCAAGGGCCAGAAAAAGAAGGGCAUUCUGGUGGGAUGUAAACAGUUUCAGAAACCGAAGAUUCCCAAGUUCGACAGUAACAACUUGGUGCUCAUCGACGACAAUGGUACACCGCUGGGGACGCGCAUCCACGUGCCCAUUCCGACCAUCCUGCGUACCAUCUUGAAGGAGAAAACUCAGGCAAAAGGAGCGGACUACACGAAAUUGCUCGGUAUAGCAAGUAGAUUUGUUUAAU